AUGUAUGCAAAUUACAAACCACAAUUCGACAGGGACGGAAGGAAGAAAAAUUUAAGAGAAGGACUACCAGCUUAUGCAUAUUCACGUGGAGUUGAGUUACGAAGUGAUAAAAAUCCUUACUUGUAUAUGCAAUCUGAAGUGCAUGAUCCUCGAAGAAAUGUUCUCAACAUAAGCUAUCCUAUAAAUGUUCCUGAAUUUGAGCUACCAAAUGAAGAGCAAAUAUCCUACUAUGAGCAAUUAAUGAUGAUGAGCAAUGAAACUAUUGUACUAAGUAAUUUCUUAGAUAGGAAAGAAGCUCAGCUCGGCCCGAAAGUUAUUCACAAGAAACCUGAUUCAUUCCAAGAACAUUCCCUUAAGAACUCAACAGUAAACAAAUGCUCAUCAGAAAUUUUACCAUUUUACAAAAUAUGUUUUGAGAUCAUGAAAGCACCUAUAAAAGAUUCAAAAUGGAAACUAUGUUUAAUUACUGAAAAUUCAUCUGAGCUACGAUCUGAAAUACAACAAAUUUACUUACAUAUGUGGUUAUAUUACAAACAUUAUAUGGAGAAAGUUGAUUUAGGUGUGUUAGAUACUUGUAAUCGAAUAAUGGGAUUUGGACAAUCUGUGACGGAAACAGAACGAAUUUAUCUUACAAUUCGGGAUGACUAUUUAAUGGCAAUGCAAAUAUUGGUUUUAUUGAAAUGCAUACUAUCCAAUCAAAAUAUAUCUGUUUUUAAAGAUAUUAUGGAGACGUUAGAAUCAUGGAAAAUCCUAUUACAAAAGAUGAGUACUAAUCCAAAGAUGUAUGACUUGUCACCAUGUAAUACUACUUUGGAGAUGACAGAAUUGUUAGAACUACUAACUAGAAGUUAUUUCAAAAUAAGGCAUUAUUUAGAAGCUUGUUUUAUUUUAAUGGUUAAUACAGAAGAUACCAUUAAAGAGCAGCAGGUCAAAGACGAUUUGCUGUGCAAAUUUUGGUAUCUGAUGGUUGACACUCCAGAACAUUAA
Macrosiphum euphorbiae (potato aphid) is the source of this 987-nucleotide messenger RNA. The record is from the annotation of a GenBank genome assembly. Lineage: Eukaryota; Metazoa; Arthropoda; Insecta; Hemiptera; Aphididae.